GAUCAAUGUGAAUUCUUCCAUUCACCACUCACUGCUGCACAGCAUAUUCCUUCCCCCCAGAGCAACAUUUUAAUGGCUCGAGCUGUACAGAAUAUUGGGCUCCUGCUGUUGCUGUCCUGUAGCAUAUCAAAUGCCCAGGGCUGGACAAGUUGGCUUUGGAGGAGUUCAGAGAAAACAACCCUCCCUCCUACAAAAGCUGUUGAUACUGAGGAUCAGACGACACAUCAGCUUGCCACAUCCGAAGCGACCACCUUGAACAUCCCCCCUGAAAGCACCACACGGCAAACAGGAAGAGUAUGGAAUAUAUUCACCCUUAAGAGGCCAGAUCUGACUACAGACACGACUGUCCCUACAACAGCUACUGCAUCUCCUUCUGAGCUGGGAGGCCGAGAGGGAAAUAUUGCAGGGGUAGGGGCUGAGAUACUAAAUGUGGCUGAAGGAAUCAGGAAUCUGGUUCAGCAAUGGGAUAAAACAGCAACUAAAGGGACAGAGAGGACCGAGGCACCGCCAGUGACAGCUGGUGUUUUGGAAGCAUCACCUCUUCAUGCAGUGGAGCUUGUUGCUAUCCAGAAUGUUACUGCCAACUUGACAGACAACAUGCAGAUCUUGCUGGAAACUCAGCAGCCCCAACUUGCUCUUUCCGUGACUACAAAGCCCAACUUUCUAUUGAACAAGACUCAAGUUCUGUUAAAGAAGCCUGAGACUCCACUCCCAGGUAGUGCUGCUUUCUCAUUUUCACCAGAUGAUCAAGCCAGCAGGGAUGUGUUGGCUUUUCAAGAAUCCACAGAUGCAGGGCAAGAAGGUGCUACCCCUCCAGAACUAAGGGCAAAGCAGGGAGCUUUCUCAGAAAAACGAGGAAUUGUAUCCAGUGCAAAUGCCUUGGAAUUGCAGACGCCUCAGGCUAAUGGCAGCGUGCAUGUCGGAAUUACAUCCAAGGUGGUGGGUGCUUCAGGCAACUGGCUAUCCCUUUAUGUUGCAAAUUCAAACCAAUCGGCCUCUGAUGGCAAUAGUACCCAUCUCAACCUUAAAAAUAAUCCCUUUAAGCAUUCUGGGAUACCAGUAGCUGGUGCAAAUAAGAACUACUCUAGUGAUUCUGUUUCUAUGCAACUAAUGCAUAGAAAUGCAACUAAUUUAACGGAUUUUUCCCUUGCCAGUAACUCUGAAUCUCUUGAGUUUCUACUAACAUACACUAUGCAACAUUUUAGCAAUAGUAGUACAGGGCUUCCUUCCUUCUUUUCUGGAUUGACUCCAGCAGCUGGCCACUGCUUGCCCUUACCAACCAAGCUGUCAUAUUGCAACAACCUGGGCAUGAAGCAUUUCCGAGUGCCGAAUUAUUUGCAUCAUGGCAGUGUGGAGGAAAUUCGGGCUGCUUUGCAUGAGUGGGAGGGGCUUCUUAAAUCUCGGUGUCACCGCUACUUGGAGUGGUUUUUCUGCUUGCUACUGGUACCUGGGUGUAACGCUUCUCUUCCAAUAACACCUCCACCAUGCCGGGGAUUUUGUGAGGCCCUGAAAGAUCUUUGUUGGAUUCAUUUGAAAGAGGGGCAUCUUCCGAUAUCAUGCGACAGUCUCCCAGCGGAGGAUGGUGUAUAUUCAUGUGUGUUUGUUAAUGUUUCAGCAGAAAAUUUCAGCACAGAAGUUGGUCUCUUAGAACUGAUUGGGGAUCCCCCGCCAGACCAGAUAACCAAAAUAUAUGGCCCUGACAACAGUCCUGGCUAUGUGUUUGGAUUGGAUGCCAACACUGGCCAGGUGGCCCGUUACCACCUUCCUAGUCCCUUUUACAGAGACUUCUCACUCCUGUUUCACAUUCAGCCCACAUCGGACAAGGCAGGGGUGCUGUUUGCCAUCACAGAUGCUUCCCAGUCGAUUAUCUAUGUUGGUGUGAAACUUUCAGAGGUGAAGGAUGGGAAGCAGAAGAUAAUCUUCUACUACACAGAACCUGGCUCUCAGAAUUCCUAUGCUGCUGCUACAUUCAUAGUGCCUUCCCUUGUCAAUCAGUGGACUCGCUUUGCCAUCAGCGUCGAGGAGGAAGAGGUGGUUCUCUACAUGGACUGUGAAGAAUUUGAGCGAGUCCAUUUUGAGCGCUCACCUGAUGAGAUGGAUCUGGAAGAAGGCUCUGGGCUUUUUGUGGCGCAAGCUGGAGGGGCUGAUCCAGACAAGUACCAGGGAGUAAUUGCAGAACUGAAAGUGAAAGGAGACCCCCGGGCAGCUGAUGUCCACUGUGAGGAUGAGGAGGAUGAUUCUGAUAUGAUGUCUGGCGAUGGUGGGAGUGGGGCUGAAGAAAAGCCACAACCAUCGGAAAAGGAAAGGGGGAUUCCAGUGCCUUUAAGCCUCCCAGAACCUCCACCUGUCACUUCUCCUCCCACUGAUAAAAAGCCUGUACAGCCAGAAGAGAAACCCGGUUUGCAAACUGAACUAACCAAACCAGAAGAGAGGCCACCAUUUGCUUCUGGAGUUGGAGCCAAAGGUGAAAAGGGGGAUCCAGGCGAAAAAGGUGAACGUGGCCCUAAAGGGGAUUCCAGGGUUGGUGGAGUUCUGCCAGCAGGUGGUGCAAAAGGUGAAAAGGGAGAGAAAGGAGAGCUGGGUGUUAAGGGAAAUGCAGGCUUUGGGUAUCCAGGCUCUAAAGGACAGAAAGGCGAACCUGGUGCAAAAGGAUCUCCUGGCCCUGCUGGCCCCCCCGGCCCUCCGGGGACAAUUGUGCAAGGCCCUGAUGGCUCAGUUAUAGAGCAAGUUACUGGACCUCCAGGACCCACAGGUCCACCAGGACUGCCUGGGAAAGAUGGUGUACCUGGAAAGGAUGGCGAGCCUGGGGAUCCUGGUGAAGAUGGUAAACCAGGUGAUGUCGGCCCUCAGGGAUUUCCUGGGACCCCAGGGGAGUCUGGCCAAAAAGGAGAAAAGGGUGAUCCAGGAGUUGGUUCACAAGGUCCCCCUGGUCCACCGGGACCACCUGGGCUACCUGGAUUUAGUUCUAAACUGGACAAAUUGACAUUUAUUGAUAUGGAAGGCUCUGGCUUUGGAGGUGACUUGGAAAGUUUACGGGGACCCAGAGGACCUCCUGGGCCCCCAGGGCCUCCUGGAGUGCCUGGCUUGCCAGGACAACCUGGGAGAUUUGGGAUGAAUGGCACUGACCUUCCAGGACCACCCGGCCUCCCUGGAGUACCAGGCAGAGAUGGAAGCCCAGGACUUCCAGGACCUCCGGGCCCUCCCGGUCCUCCAGGAAAAGAUGGGAUCCCUGGCCUGCCUGGGGCAAGUGGAGCAAAUGGAGAACCAGGAGAACUAGGCCUUCCAGGAGCACCUGGACCCAAGGGCAGUAAAGGAGAUGCAGGAUUGCCAGGAACACCAGGGGAAACUGGCCUGGCAGGCCUUCCAGGGCCCAUGGGUCCCCGAGGACAGCCUGGACCUCCUGGUCCACCUGGGCCAGGCUUUGCACCUGGAAUUGAUGAUAUGGAGGGCUCAGGACUGCCAUUUGUUUCUGCUCUCCCUGGAGCACGUGGACCAGAAGGGCCACAGGGCCCACCAGGACUUCCAGGGCUCAAGGGAGAUGCUGGCAACCCUGGUCUUCCAGGAGAGAAAGGAGAAAAAGGAGAUGCAGGAUUGCCAGGACUGGAUGGUCGGCCUGGACUGGAGGGUUUCCCAGGGCCACAGGGGGCAAAAGGUGACAAGGGGAACUCAGGCGAUAAAGGUGAACAAGGUCAAGACGGAGUAGGAUUUCCUGGGCCCCCCGGCCCCCCCGGCCCUCCAGGUCAAGUCGUCUAUCUGACUAGUGAUGAUAGAAGCUUAUCUAGUGUACCAGGCCCAGAGGGAAAACAAGGACACGCUGGUUUCCCAGGACCGGUCGGACCGAAAGGUGACACAGGAGCCCCAGGUUUCCAAGGCUCUGUGGGACCAAAGGGCGAAAAAGGAGAACCAGGUGUUAUAAUUGGUCCAGAUGGAACUAUCAUAGCAGCUCAAACAAAGGGAGAAAAGGGUGAGCCAGGCCCAAGAGGACCCGCGGGACCAGCAGGGCCACCUGGGCGGUAUGGACAGAAAGGAGAAAUUGGCUUUCCAGGAAGACCUGGUCGGCCUGGCAUGAAUGGGUUGAAGGGAGAAAAAGGUGACCCAGCAGACUCAAGUGGAGGGCUGGGCUUAAUGGGUCUUCCAGGUCUGCCUGGGCCACCUGGGCCUCCAGGACCCCCAGGCAGUGUAGUGCCUGUUUAUGACAAUAAUGCAUUUAGCGAGAUGGGCCCUCCCGGACCUCCAGGGCUGCCUGGCUACCAUGGUGCUCCUGGUCAGAAGGGAGAAAAAGGCGAGAUGGGUGCUCCAGGGCUUCCAGGCCAGUUCCCUUAUGAUCUCAGCAGAUUUGGCUCACCAGUUACGGGAGAAAAGGGGGACCAAGGGGACUCUGGGGCAAAAGGUGAAAAGGGUGAGCCAGGUGGUGGAGGAUUCUUUGGCUCAAGUGUCGCAGGAUCUCCAGGUCCUCCGGGAUAUCCUGGUCUUCCGGGCCCCAAAGGGGACAGUAUCAGGGGCCCACCUGGCCCUCCUGGCCCUCAAGGACCUCCUGGCACAGGAUCUGAGGGACGGCCAGGAGCUACUGGUCCUCCUGGACCUCCUGGACCUCCUGGUCCCCCUUCUUUUCCAGGUCCCCAUAGACAAUCUGUCAGCAUUCCUGGCCCACCAGGGCCUCCAGGGCCUCCAGGACCUCCAGGCAUUGGUGAUGCAUCUUCAGGGCUGCGAAUCCUGCCAACUUAUCAGAGCAUGAUGACCAGAGCUCACGAAAUGCCUGAAGGGCAGCUCUUCUUCAUCCGGGAUAGAGAAGAACUCUAUAUCCGUGUCCGCAAUGGUAUCAGGAGAGUCCUUCUUGAGGAAAGAGUAUCUAUCUCUGGUCCUGGUCUGGACAAUGAGGUGUAUGACAGGCCUCCCAGAAACCACUACCCACAAAGUGGGGGCAUAGCAUCAUCUGGAUCCCAGCGCCCAUUCCAGCAGCAUUUACCCUUGCAUCCACACCGAGAAUAUAGUGUCUACUCCACUGCCAAGCCAUGGAGAGGAGAUGAGAGUGUGGCCAACCAACAUCGUCUUCCUGAGCAACCUGUCAUUCACCAGCCUCAUCAGGGAGCACAGCAAGAGCAAGUGAAUGCCUUCUUCCACAACAGCCGCCAGUCUGAAACUCUUCCUUCUGCUGUUCAUAUGCACCACGACUUUCAGCCUGCACUCCACCUUAUAGCCUUGAACACGCCUCUGAGUGGCAGUAUGCGUGGCAUUCGAGGAGCUGACUUCCAGUGUUUCCAGCAAGCCAGGGAGGUUGGACUGACAGGCACUUUCCGAGCAUUCCUCUCAUCUCGGUUGCAAGACCUCUACAGCAUAGUGCGCAGAGCUGACAGGAGCACUGUGCCUAUAGUCAAUCUCAGGGAUGAAGUGCUGUUUACUAACUGGGAAUACCUAUUCUCAGGCUCUGAGGCUCCCUUUAGAACUGGAGUUCCUAUUCUCUCCUUUGAUGGAAGGGAUGUUUUGAGAGAUUCUGCUUGGCCUCAGAAGUCUGUGUGGCAUGGCUCCGACUCCAAGGGACGACGGUUAACAGAGAGCUACUGUGAGACGUGGCGGACAGAUGACACGGUGGUGACAGGGCAGGCUGCCUCACUGGCUUCAGGCAAGCUGCUUGAGCAGAAGAGCAGCAGCUGCAGAAAUGCCUUCAUUGUCCUGUGCAUCGAAAACAGCUUCAUGACUUCUUCUCAGAAAUGAAACGGCGUACGACAAAAGUGCUGACUGCAAGUGGAGAGUGGAAGCCUGUUGUUGCCCUCAAGCAGAGGGGAACAGGUGAUGGUUCCUCCCCACCUCACCCCCAAUCAGGAUAGUGUGCCCAGCCAGUUCCACAAUAUAGCAGUGAAGCAGAUAAAUGAGCAAAAAAGCCAAAGAGUGUCUUCCUAUGGUCUCCACAGCAGACUUGGUGCUGAAUGUGUUCCUUCCUGCCUUUUUGGCAUGGUUGUGAAUAACACAUGUCUGCCCGAAGGGCUGGGACAGGUCAGGCUUGUGUGCAAAGCAACCUUCAGGCAAGUAUGGUACAUGAAAUGGUCUCUUUCUCACUUUAGCCAUGUACACAUGAUACAAAGAAUGUAUGUACAAUCUGUGUACAGUGUACACUUAAAUUUUUCUUUGUACAAGCAUUGAGUAAUUUUUAGAUUAGGUUCAAUGCAUGUACAGGUGAAUGUGUGAUUUUGAAACCUCACAUUUACUGGUCCCCAGUUUAAUUUUUAAAGCAUACACACAUUGAUUCUUUCUUACAAACAGAUGUAUUAAUGUACAUGCAUUCACUAUAACUUGUGAACAGGGCUCAUCUUUCUCUUUAAUCAUGCUCAUAUUUAACCUUGAAUUGUAUCUUUUGUUACAAAUUUUUCUGUCUCUCUCUUCCCUCCAACUCCACUUAGGGUGUAGAUCAGAAAUGCUAUUUAUUGGGGCUUAGCUGCCAUACACAAGAGGCUCUUCAUAAAGCACAAAGGUUGUGAUACUGCUAUCUUUAGGAGCCCACUCCUCUGAGUUUGACCUACAGUUACCUCUGCAUGGCACAGCCAGGCAGUUUUGGCACUGCCUGCUCUUAUUCUGGGAGAAGAGUGCUAAGGAUCACAAACCAGACCCUGCUGGACAGUGCAUGGUGGGCACUUAUGGGCUUUAUAAACACUGAACAGGGUUCUUUCUGUGCCCAGGAACCAUCAUGAUCCUCCCACCCCCACCAAAUGUCUGAUGCAUCAGCUGGCUUAAUAGUUUUGCAUAUGUUGCCUUAUAUUCCAAAGUGCACAUUCAAAAUAAUACCAUUCUUGUCUCACAAUAUUUCUGGUUACAAUUUUUGUUGCAGAAUUUAUAGCAUGCUCUGUUAAAACAUCCUGCCCAGUGGCAUGUGGAUUAAGGGCACAAGUCUUGCUUUGCACAGUGCUUCCUUUCCUCCCAUCACACAUCUCCCCACCCCGCAUCUUUCACUCUUUUAGUUUUUCUAGUUCUGAAAGAGAACCAGAGGUAUUAACAACCACCACCUUAAAAAGCAAUGUGUUUGAUUUUGCCCAGACAUUUCCUUUGGGCCUGGAAAGAACAGGAGACAAAAGUUAUCAUUAAAAGAAGCCAAUGCUUUUUUUGUUUUAAUAAGAAUUCUUUUUUACAUCUUUCUUGCCCUGGCACCUUCUUGACUUUCCAGCCAGGAGGAUAUACCGUACUGUUGGCAAGCCUUUAUACAGAAAAUGGACUGGUGCAA
Messenger RNA from Eublepharis macularius, 7210 nucleotides. It is a transcript of the gene COL18A1, whose product is annotated as collagen type XVIII alpha 1 chain. The record is from RefSeq and is a predicted model, not a curated record. Gene Ontology annotation, molecular function: protein binding. The transcript is spliced from 42 exons. NCBI's taxonomy places the organism in Eukaryota, Metazoa, Chordata, Lepidosauria, Squamata, Eublepharidae. Bases 73 to 5712 code for a protein of 1879 amino acids.